Messenger RNA from Elgaria multicarinata webbii, 5447 nucleotides. RefSeq names its product ArfGAP with RhoGAP domain, ankyrin repeat and PH domain 2 (gene ARAP2). Lineage: Eukaryota; Metazoa; Chordata; Lepidosauria; Squamata; Anguidae. The transcript is spliced from 33 exons. Gene Ontology annotation, cellular component: cytoplasm. The record is from RefSeq and is a predicted model, not a curated record. Gene Ontology annotation, biological process: signal transduction; positive regulation of GTPase activity. Gene Ontology annotation, molecular function: GTPase activator activity; protein binding; phosphatidylinositol-3,4,5-trisphosphate binding. Bases 227 to 5260 code for a protein of 1677 amino acids.
GCCUCUUCCUGGAGCAACUUACACAGUCCAGGCUAGGGAAGGAACGAAUCAGAAAGAAGGAUUUGAAGGAAUAUGACAUUUAUAUGUGGUGCUACUACUUGUGGAAGACAUUACAUUCUACCCAGGAGGGCUGAAAGAGGAAUUUUGUUUUUAUUCUGAAUAUGUGUGUAUACUGUUAUGCCUCUUUGGAACUCUGAGAAAGAGAGUGAGUAAUGAGGUUGCCAGUAUGUCAUUCAGGGACAUUGAUGUGGAUAUCAAAGAAUUCUUAGAUGGCAUCAACUUGGGACAAUAUGUUCCGAACUUCCAAGACUUUGGUUACAAUACUUUGCAAGACUGUGCAGGGAUAAACAACCGUGUGCUUCAACAAAUUGGAAUAUCUCCUACUGGGCACCGCAGAAGAAUUCUCAAGCAGUUGGAGGCCAAGUUUGCAAAAAUGCUGGAAAAAUCUGCAUUCGCUGAAAGCCAGAAAAUGGAAGGUGCGGAGGAGUUAGGAAAUAGCCGUUCCCAUGGACUCUGCCAUAGUUCCAACACACACCUUCUGAAUCCAAAUGAGGUUGAAGCAACUAAGUUGGCAUCUGGUGAAUGGACAAAUACGGCUUCUGGCAAGAACUGUAUGUGUGUAGGAAAUCAAGGACUUUCAGACCAUGAAUCCUUGGAAGUCGUGUCUUCAGUUUUGGGCUCUUCUAACUCAACCUGUCAGGACUUGAACUCCUCAACAGAAAUUGCUGCUGUUCCAGGGAACACACCAAAAAAUGUGAUGUCUGAAAAGAUCUCCUGUAUGGACAAUCUGCAUGACAAAGGACAGCUGGAAGCUGUUAGCUUUCAAGCAUGUGUUGCUGCCAAAGAAACAUCAUUGUCUCCUUCCUCUGCUUCCUCUGAAAUGAAGUCUAGCCAGGAUGAGUCCCUGAUGCUGGCAAGUUUGGCUGAUAGUCCACCCAAGUCUCCGUUCAUUGAGUUUAAAGGUGAAAUGGUGGACAAUGACUUGUAUAGGACUGGUGGUCAGAGUCCUACCAAAGCAGCUUCUCGAACAACACGCUCUUUCAUGCUUAGGCAUCGUCCUGUUCCAGAAAUCCCUGGCUCGUCUAUGCCUGCAGCUUCAACAAGCUCCCUACAGGAAAGAAGAAAUGUGAAUGGUUUAAGUAUCCCUUGUACUGAGAGUCAUACUAAACAAAGACGAGAUCCCGCUGAAGAAAAGCCACCUCCCAUAUCUCCAUACGGGGAAACCUUCCUAAACUGCUCAGAAGACACGGAAAUCUGUGGCACACAGGAAAAGAGCAGAGAAGAGAAAUGCAUUCAAGGGGGCAAGCUUGUGAGAAAAACAAGUGCUCUUAAUAAUAAUCAAAACCAGUCAAUCUCUGAGGAUGUAAUGAAAAGUGAAUCAGUAUCCCAAGAGGAUAAAUCUGCCCCACUAAGCAGAUUCGUUGGUGAAUCUGAAUAUUUCUCAAUGAAAGAAUGUGCUCGGUACGGACGAAGAGGAAAGUAUAAAACUACAUCAAAAAGCCUUGGUGGGUUCAGAAGUGGGCAUCUGGACCUCAGUGCUAAAGAGCAGAUGUAUGGCAGCGUUGAAGAAUUGCCCAGUAGCCCCAAAGACUCAAUCACACCCUAUGCCUGCUUUUAUGGACCAGCAACAAAGAAGGUUAAAGAAGGAUGGCUGGAUAAGCUCUCUCCUCAGGGAAAACACAUGUUUCAGAAGCGUUGGGUAAAAUUUGACGGUGACAGCAUUUCUUAUUACAAUAAUGACAAGGAAGUGUACUCCAAGGGAAUAAUCCUUCUUGCUGCUAUGUCGACAGUCCGUGUCCAUGGGGACAACAAGUUUGAAGUUGUUACGGCACACAGGAUAUUUGUCUUCAGGGCUGAAAAGGAAGAUGAAAGAAAUGACUGGAUUAGUACAAUACUCCGCGUUUUGCAUUCGCAACCUGAAAUCUCUCGAGUGCGGACCACUGUUCCUCCUGAGAAAAGUGGGUAUCUGGAACUGAAAGGAUACAAAGCCAAAAUAUUUACCUUGCUGCAAGGGCACAAUGUGUGGAUCUGCAAAAAUGACCAGGAUUUCAAGACUGGAUAUGGCAUCACUUUAAUCCCCAUGAAUGUGGCUAAUGUGAGACAAGUAGACCGGACUGCAAAACAAUCUUUUGAAAUAAUUACACCUUAUAGAAGCUUUAGCUUUACAGCAGAGUCUGAAAAAGAAAAGCAGGAGUGGAUUGAAGCAGUUCAGCAGUCCAUAGCAGAGACUCUUUCCGACUAUGAAGUAGCUGAGAAGAUCUGGUUCAAUGAAUCAAACAGGUCCUGUGCUGAUUGUAAAGCCCCUGAUCCUGACUGGGCAUCUAUCAAUCUCUGUGUCGUCAUUUGUAAGAAGUGUGCAGGGCAGCACAGAUCAUUAGGGCCCAGAGAUUCAAAGGUCCGAAGCCUGAAAAUGGAUGCCAGCAUUUGGAGCAAUGAACUCAUUGAGCUUUUUAUUGUGAUAGGUAAUAAGAGGGCAAACAGCUUUUGGGAAGGAAAUCUUCAACCAGAGGAGGAAUUGCUUAUGGAUGCUCCAACAGACAGGAGGCUAACUUUUAUCACCCAAAAAUAUAAAGAGGGAAGGUUCAGAAAAACUACUCUGCUUUAUCAACCUAAAGAAGAGUUAAAUAAGGCCCUGUGUGCAGCAGUAGUUAAGCAGGACGUAUUGGAAACAAUGAUGUUGUUGUUUAGCGGAGCUGAUGUGAUGUGUGCUACGGGAGACCCUGUAUACAGCACCCCAUACUUGUUAGCCAAGAGAUCGGGACAAAGGCUGCAGAUGGAAUUCCUCCACCACAAUAAGUUUUCAGAUUUUCCCAGCUACGAUGUUCAUUCAGACAAUGUUUCCUGUCAAGGUUCUUCCUCCUCCACCUUCCUUUGUGACUAUUUAUACAAGCUUUCCUUCAGUGCUACAAAGCUGUUUACUGAGAGAAAACUAAAAGAAGAGUGUAAUAAGAGGUGGUGUGCUCUGGAAAGUGGCUUUUUGAGCUCCUAUGAAAAUGAGAAUGCAGCCUCCCCUAACGGAAUGCUUGAUGUCAGUGAAGUCAUCUGCCUUGCCAUUCAUAAGCCCGACUCCUUCUUGCACACGGGAGUUAUAUUUACCUUUGAAAUCUACUUACUGUCAGAACGUGUGUUUCUCUUCGGUGCGGAAACUGCUCGUACUCAAAGAAAAUGGACUCGGGCAAUUGCCAAGCACUUUGUCCCCAUAGUGGCCAAAUGUCUUCUGGAGAGGGACUAUGAUGUGAUUGGCCAGCUGUACUACAAAGACUGUCAUAAUCUUGAUAACUGGAAGAAAGGCUGGUUUGCUAUAGAGAAGUCAAGCCUGUAUUUUUGCUUAGGAUCGGAAAACUCUCAAGAGGAUUCGAUGCAUCUCAGGAGGCUCCAGGAACUAACAGUCAGCAGCGUAAUUCAAAAUGGAGAAAAAAUAGAUGUUCUGCUUCUGGUUGAAAAAGGAAGAGCCUUAUAUAUCCACGGCCACACAAAGUUGGAUUUCACAGUCUGGCAUAGCGCAAUUGAAAAAGCAGCAGGUACAGAUGGCAACGUGCUAGGAGAUCAGCAGCUCAGCAAAAACGACGUCCCGAUUAUAGUGAACAGCUGUAUUGCAUUUGUUACGCAGUAUGGUUUGGGUAGCAAACGUAUCUACCUGAAUGGUGGAGACCCUUCUAAUGUGAGCAGACUUCUAGAGUGCUUCAAAAAGGAUGCAAGAAGCGUUAAGCUGAGGGCUGGAGCAAAUCAACUGGAAGACGUUACUGACACGCUGAAAUGUUUUCUGUCCGAAAUAGACGAUGCACUUCUUAUGAAAGAACUUUAUCCGUUUUGGAUCUCUGCCUUAGAUACGCUGGAUGAGAAAGAUAGAGUGAGGAAGUACGGCACUUUUAUCCGGACCCUUCCAUCAGUCAAUAGGGCAACUUUGGCAGCUUUAAUGGAACACCUUUACAGGGUACAAAAGUGUUCAGAAAUCAAUCACAUGGAUCCUCACAAUCUCGCAAUGGCAUUUGCAUCAUGCUUGUUUCAAACGAAAGGGCAAACCAGCGAAGAAGUCGAUGUAAUUGAAGACCUAAUUAUAAAUUAUGUGCAUCUCUUUGAUGUACAUGAAGAUCAAGUGAAGCAAAUGGAUAUCGAGAAUAGCUUUAUUACCAAGUGGAAGGACACUCAAGUUUCCCAGGCUGGAGACUUGUUAAUUGAAGUUUAUGUGGAAAGAAAGGAGCCAGACUGCAGCAUUAUAAUAAGGGUAUCUCCAAUGAUGGAGGCAGAGGAGUUGGCUAAGGACAUAUUGGGACUAAAAAACAUCACACCCCACAAAGAUGACGUGUGGGCUACGUUUGAAGUGAUUGAAAAUGGAGAACUGGAACGCCCUUUACAUUAUACUGAGAAUGUUCUAGAACAAAUUCUUCAUUGGAGCUCUUUGCCUAACCCUAGCAGCGCAUACCUUGUAAUAAAGAAGUUCCUGACAGUGGAUGCAAUGAAACUGUGUGAAGAGACGAAUACUAAAGGCACCGUAAAAGCCAGCUAUCUGAAAUACAAAGAAGAGCCAUCCAAAUUACUGUCUGGAAAUAAGUUUCAAGACCGUUAUUUUGUUUUGCGGGAAGGAAAUCUCCUCCUCUACAAGGAUAUGAAGAGUAACAAACCUGAGAAGGUGCUGCCAGUCAAAUCGCUGAAACUGUAUCUUGGAGUGAAGAAAAAACUGAAGCCACCAACCAAUUGGGGUCUAACGUUGUAUUCUGAAAAGCAUCACUGGUAUUUAUGUUGUGAUGGACAAGAGUCUCAGCUGGAAUGGUUGAGCAGCAUUUUUAUUGCACAGCACAGUAAUAUCUGUCCACCAGAUGGAAUAACAAGAAAGCAGUCUAUUACGAAAAAUCCCAAAAUUGGUGGCUUGCCUUUAAUACCAAUCCAACAUGAAAGAAGUACUCCAAAAGCUAAGGCCAACACAUCAGAGAAUUCAAGACUGGAAUCUGAAAGUGAAGACAAGAAGAGUUUAAAGGAAAGAGUCUCAAAGGUAGCUCAGUGUUUGGAACGCAAGGAGGAAAAAGCUCGAAGCCGUGCAAGAAAGCAUCGAAGCCUAAUCUGUUUGGAGGACACGGGUGAAGAUGUCGUUGACUUGCACCAAACACUUUACAAGGAAUCAAAGUCGCCAAAGAAAAGUGAGGACAAAGCCAGUCGGGCUCACCUGGAAUCUGACAAGCAGCUUCCGGCAAAUGUUAUUCAAGAACUCCACACAGUCUUGCAGAGGCACCGAGCCGUUCACGAAGAAACGUCAGAUUUGUAAAUCAAGGACAUGGUUGUUCUAGGAAAUGAAAUAGGUUGUCUUUUGUACAGUAUACAAACCAUCCAAUGUAUUUAUAUGUAAAUGUUGAUCUAAAAGGAAAAUGGGUGCUAUCCACUAAUCUGGGGACAAGUGUAGUGAUGGCAACAUUUGGGUAUUGUGGCUACCACACCCCUUGGUUAGAUUUAUA